Molecule: messenger RNA, 8685 nt
Organism: Girardinichthys multiradiatus
Lineage: Eukaryota; Metazoa; Chordata; Actinopteri; Cyprinodontiformes; Goodeidae
Gene: srrm4
Product: serine/arginine repetitive matrix 4
Exons: 13
Coding region: 975-2849 (624 amino acids)
Biological process (GO): neuron maturation; regulation of RNA splicing; mRNA processing
Cellular component (GO): nucleus
Molecular function (GO): mRNA binding
Source: RefSeq, a predicted model, not a curated record
GAGAUCCUACAGUACUGUUUUUUGUGCUUUCUUGUGGUAUUUAUAGUUUUAUGUGAUCUGACAUAGGCAUUUUUUAACACACAUUGUUUUACAGUCCUUUUUUAAAGAGGAAGGAAAAAAGAAUAAGGUUCAGAAUAAUUAUGGAAAAAAGAAGGGGAAAGGCUGGAACAAUUAAAGAAAGAGACAAUGAUGCGUGCACAUGUCAGGAUGAGUGGUAAACCUAAUUAAAAAACUAACAGAGACAAGGAUAAUACACACACAUAAACACUCAGAGAUGUUCCUCUUCCCAAAGUCCAGCCCCCAGUUUUGACGUCACCAGCACAGAUACAAAACAAGCUUUUUCACAGUUGAGCUCCUCACACAGCUCUCAUUCACACACUCUCUCACACACUCUUCAACCCACAUCCAGACCUUUCUUCCGACACGCUUGCUUCAAACCUGCUCAGCUAAUGUGGGUGAUUAAAACACUGCUUUUUAACAAGAAAACUCCUGUCUCCUUCUGACUGAGCCACGAUCCUCCAUCUGUAGGAAAGGAACGCUUUCAUACUGUUCAAAGCUUCCAACGGGUUAAAAAAAAGGAGCACCCGGGCUCCCCGACCCAGACCCCAUCCCAAACAGAGCAGCAGAUGUGACUGAGGAGGAGAGGCAGAGAGAGAAACACAAUCUCCCCCACCCCGUCCCGUCCUCAAGAACAAUACCCUGUCUUCAGCUGGAAAGGGUCAGCUUUUGUCCUUCUCCCCGGGCUCCAGCUCAACUGAAGAGCAGACAGACGCGCUGACAUGUUGACCCGCUGCAGUGAAGAGGAGAGGACAAGGCAAAACAGCCGUUGAACUCUAUUUGGUUUGAUUCAGUACUUGGACAGUUCCCGAGCAACAACUGGCGAGUGUGUGUGUGCGUGUUUUCAGCAGUUUGUGGAGCGUCUGUCUCAUGAGGGACUAAAGAUAACAUUUGCUGAUUUUAAAAACAUAACUGAAAUGCAGCCAUCAUGUUCACUAAAGCUUGACCUUAGUGGUCCUUCUCGAUCCUUGGGAUCAGAGGAAAGCACCACCACCACCAGCAGCUUCCUGCAGCUGGGAGAAAAGCAGCUCUUUGAGAAGUUUUGGAAAGGGACUUUCAAGGCUGUGGCCACCCCAAGACCAGAGAGUGUUAUUGUGGCGAGCAUCACCGCCAGUCGGAGGGUGACGUGCUCAGAAACAACAGCAUCCUUCCAGCCGCUUCAGACAGAUGAUGGGAAAGCUGCUGACACGAGGGUGGACAGCGCAGACAGGAACGGCUGCAUCAAAGGAAGCGGACGUAAACACCACAGCCACCGCAGGCCCAGAAUCCCCUCCUUUGAUGGUGUCCUCUCCCCUCGGGCAAAAGGGAAGAAGAAGAAGAGAAAGUCUGAGCGAAAGAGAAAAAGAAGAAGGUCUCCUUCUCACAGUCUGUCACCACUGAGAAAGAAAAAGAAGAAGAAGAAGAGCUCCAAGAAAAGCAAGCGGCAUAGGUAUACCUCCAAGAAGUCAAAACACAGCUCUUCAAAUUUGAAACAUAAGAGAAAGGAUGUACGCAAGCACAAGAAAAGCUCACGGACUCGCUCGCAUCGGAGGCGGCGCCACAGGAGGUCCGAGUUGGGCACUUCCUGCUGCCGAUCCUUCACAGGGGACAGACACCUGCACAGGUCUGGAGUUCAUCAGGCUUUCAGAGGCAUGGGAGGGGUUGGAGAGGAAACCCGAGCAGCGCUAAACCCUAUGGAAAAAAAGUGGAGACGUACAACUAAAUCUGUGUGUAAAAUGGCUCCUAAAUAUCGCUCCAGCCUCUCAGCAGGCACCAUUUUGCCGUCAAAGCCUGGAAGCAAGCUUUUAAAUGGGAAUGGAGUGCAGGGUUUUUCAAGUCACACCGAAGGUCCACAUGACUACGACUCUGGUAACGACACAUCUUCACCUCCAUCGAGCAAAACUGGUGUUUCUCGGGCAAAUGUGGCUAACAACCAGAGAAGCUGCUGUCAGCGUCUUAUCUUACCUCCUGAGAAGCAACACUUUGCUGACAGAGAUAACGGCUCAGAUUCAGGAAACUCCGUGACAAGCUACGCUUCCUCAUGCAAACCACACAGGGAAGAUGGCUUCUCUGCAACCCUUUUCAGUAGAAACAGCAAAAGAGGGGAGAUAAGUUUGGAGUGUGAGGAGGAAGCUGCAAGAUACUCGAAGGCAGCCAGAUGUGCACAGAGGAGGAACAGGUCGUCUCGAAAGCGGCUGAAAACCCUUUCCUCUACCAGUAGGAGCAGAUCUUCUGGGAGUUCCAGAUACUCUGGGCGCUAUUCCCGAAGCCCCUCACUGUCUUCUUGCAGCUCAUACUCUCGUUCCCUGAGUAACUCAUCAGAUGUGAGGCAAAGAGGACGUUUAGGCAGCUUGAGCACCAGAGGAAGCUACUCCAAAUACAGUGCUGAAAGACUACAAGAUAGAAAGCGACAGUCUAGCUCCAGAGAGACAGGUCUGAAGCACAUGCAUAAGGUUAGUGGGAAGAGACGAAGACACAAAUCCUACUCUCCUAUGAGAAAGAGGAGGAGAGACUCUCCAAGCCAUCUGGAAGCACGCCGCAUCACAAGUGCCAGGAAGCGACCCAUCCCUUAUUUCCGACCCAGCCCUUCCUCCAGCAACCGCUCCACUAGCGUAUCAUCGUGGAGCAGCCUCUUCACGCGAAGCCGCAGCCGCAGUCCGAUCUACAGCGUAAGAAACAGCCGCUGUCGUAGCCGCAGCUACUCUUCCUACAGGAGCUACAGCCGGAGCUCAUCAUGGAACUCCAUCUUUGGAUCCUACAGUCGCAGCCGGAGUCGCGGUUCUUUAAAGAAACAAAGGAAAGCCAUGCGUUAAUGUUUCUCUGUUGAGGGGCAGAAAUUACAUUUGUAUUUCUUGCUAGGACAGUAGCUAUCAGGGCUGUUGACUCUGUAUAGUGUUCCUCGUUGAUGCUUGGACAAAAAACGUCAAAGCAGUGCUUCAAAUCCGUUUGUCAUUGAGACAUUCCUGUUCAGUCAACUAACAUAGACCAUGGGAUGCAAAAUUCUGCAUUGUUUAGUUUUUCUUUCUGCACAUCAUCCUCUUGCAUUAGCAAGUGAAACUGUAUUUCCUGAUUUAUCAAACUAGCAUCCCUGUUGAAUUAUAUAUUCAACAGAGCUGCAACUUUUUAUAAUUAAAUUACCCAUCUUAAUGCUUUGAAUUAACUUAAUAUUUUAUUAUUUAUUCACAAGGAAGAAAAUGUUUGGUUUAAAACCAGGCCUAAGGAGCACUGAAAUUACUUAUUUUCCAGUAUUGACUUCACUUACAAUAUAUACACAUUCAGUUUAUGCCCUGAUGUUUGGCAGGACAGCAGAUAUUAAUGGUUCUGCGUCGGCUGCGCGUGACCCUGAUUUUACACCAAGAGAUGAAGUACAAGGGUAACAUUUAAGAUGGCUUCACAGGAAUCGUUAUCAGGAAUCAGGCAAAGGCAUUUUGCUCUGAUCUCAGCACUUCACAAGGUGGAGAAACAAACAUGUUCCCACAGCGCAGGUGGCCUGACAACAAGCAAACUGCCUGUCAGCUUAAAUGUCACUUUAAUUCCUCCUCUGAUCAAGUGGAAGACAAUUUAAAAUGUCUGUCUAGGGUAUAACAGCGAGAAUUGAAAGCAACUGGAGGAGGUUUAUCCCUCAACAGCUUACAGUGAGUCACAUGGUUCAAUGCCUUGCCAAAGUAUUCCUACCUCUUGACCCUUUUCAGUUUUUGUCACAUUACUACCAGAAACUGAAUGUAUUUCAUUGAAAUUAGCAGUUGGUAUAGACCAAAUCAAAGUGGCAUGUAAUGUCAAGUCAAAACAAAAUUUGACAGAAGGUUAACAUGCAUAUGUAUUCAGUCCUCCUGAGUCAAUAUCACAUUCUCCUGCAAUUCCAGAAGCAGGUAUUUUGUCUGCUCUAGCUUUGCACAUCAAGAGACUAAAACUGUUGCCAGUAUUUCUUCGCCAAAUGGUUCAAGCUCAGUCAGGUUGGAUGGAGAGUCUCUGUACACAUUUGUUUUCAAGUCUUACCACUCAUUCUCGAUUGGAUUUAGGUCUUGGCUUUCACUUGUCCUGUCAGCUAGUCUCUAACCUAAGCAGUGGAUCCCUGCAGCUCCUCCCGAGUUACCAUGGGCCCCUUGGCUGCUUUGUCUCUGUGAUGACCAGGUCUUGGAUUUACAGUUUCUACAUACUCUCUUCUCUUUCAGAUGAUAGAUUCAACAUUGCUGUCUGAGAUCCACAAAGCUUGAGAUAUUGUUUUAUAAGCGGACACUGCUUUAAACCUCUCCACAAUCCAUGACUUGUUCCUUCUGCUGUGUUCCUUCCUUGGCCUUCAUGAUGCUGUUUGUUUGAGACCUUCACAGAACACCUGUUUUUCUACAAAAAUUAAAUUACCUGAAUUCUGUUUACAAAUUAGCUAAGUGCUGAACCUAACUGGUUGCAAUGGAUUUUCUUAAGGGGUAUCAGAAGUUUUUAAAAACAUGUUUUUUUAUGCUUUACAGUUAUGUGCAUCUAUGGGUUGGUCUAUCUCAUAAAAUCCCAAUUUACUGAAGUUUGUUCAUAAAAUGACAAAACAUAAAGAAGUUCAAAGGGUGUGAUUACUUUUGUAAUUAUUUGUACUGUGCUUAAUUUUCUUUCAUUGGUGCUCACACUUUAUUGAAUAAAUACAUCUCUAAUUUAAUUCUUUUUUUAAUUAGGAAAAAUGACGAUCUAAGCUGAUGAAAAAUCAUGGAUUCUUUAAUUACUUGACUAUUUAUACAACACUGGAACAGAAUCUGUAAGCCAUUUUUCUUAAUUGUGGAUUAACAUACAUAUUUAUGACUUGUUUAAUAUUUAUUGAUGCUCUGUUCUUUUGGGUAGUCAUCAGUUUUUGUAUGCAUUCCUGUUUGUUCAUGGAAAACAACUGUAAAACAUUUUUCUUGUGAAAUGCUUUUAAGUUUUGCCACCAUACAGUUGAAUUAGAUGUCAAGCCAAGCAAACUCAUUAAAGUAAGCAGUAAAAUUAUUUUCCAUCUGACUUUGCUAAUAGAAAAACUUUAACAUUUUAGUUAAUUUUAUUUGCUUAUUUUCUUAAGAGGUCCAGGAACUUUCAAGAUCUACUAAUUUUCAGUAUCUAAGUCACUAAUGGUUGAACUCCUUCAAAUGAUUCGGGAAAUAUUUGGGAAAUUGUGAUUGUAAUUAUAAAUUAGUUUACCCCUGAGCAUUAUGAGCUUGGAGAUUAAGCUUGGAGAAGAAAACAGUAACUAUAAACAAGAAAGAACCCUAUGAUGAGUACAUGAGAAAUAUCCACCACAAAGCUUUUUUUUCACCUAACAGAAUCCUAUAUGUAGGGUAAUUACUUGGGCAACAUAAAAUCUCUAUUUUUUAUAUUUUCCUGAUUACCUAUGUUCUACUCUUCCAUAUAAGGCUCAGCAACCUUGUUGUAACAUUGUAUUGUCUAUGCUCUUGCUGUCAACUCGUUGUACAGCCCCUUUUGUUAAUAUGACACCGCUUAGUCUUCUCCUACAACAUUUCAGCCCUAUGUUAGCCUGACCACAGUUUACUCCGCCUCUCAACCAAUAACUGCUGGAGAUGGGGACCAUCCACCCACCCCACGACCCUGCAAGCAUUAGUGGUGUAGACAAUGGAUGGAUGGAUGGAACAUUUCACAAGGUUGGAUAUGAAGAGAGGAAUUUUGACCAUUCCUUUUUGAAACCUAGAUCAUCCAAAGUCCUGGGUUAUAGUCUUAAGUUGUUUUCUUGUUUGGAUUUUGGUUUGGGGACUGAGGCAUUAAACAUCUUUUUUACCCAUGUGAACCACUUCUGUGUAUUUGGCCCCAUGUUUUUGAUCAUAAUCUUGUCAAAGGCACAGUGAUGACCUAUUUUUAGUUUUCUGUCAAACUAAAUUUUUACCCUAAAUGUUCUGGUAUGGAGUUCAUGAUGCCAUGCACUCUAUCAAGGUUAGUGGCGUCUUUUGUAGAAAAACAAACCUAUAGCAUCACAGAUCAUCCACCAUAAGGUGCUUUUCUACAUAUCCAUCCUUUGUUUCACCCCAGAGCCACCAGACAGACUAUUCUGAGAAACUAAAUAGUUGUAUUAUCUUGAGAUAAUUAGUUAUCUAAUUUUCCUAAAGAUAAUAAAGCUUCUUUUCAAGAGACAAAAAAGCAUCUUUAUCUCAAGAAAACAAGAUAACUCAUUAUCUCAAGAUAUUUUAAGCUUUCUGUGCUUCCAUAGCCCAGCUGCUCAUUAUACCCUAGUUUUUGACCUCCGCUAAAGAAAAUAGGCUAUUUUUCUCAAAAUGUCACACCGUUCCUUCAACUUUAAUUUCAUGGCUGCUCCAACUCCAAAACAGCUUUUGCUUAUAAUUAAGGGUCAUACAUCUUCAUGGUUUCAGAUCCUUCAUCCUGUCUGUGUUGCUGCUCCAGGCCUGACAGACUGCUCUCUAUGCACUCAACUCUCUCAGCUUAUUUCCCUAAAUGUCAACUAAAUUGGACAAAUGAGGUAAAUGUGCUGCUGGAAGAGGAAAGAACUUGGCACAAAAAAUAUCAUCUAUAUACCACAAACUGAUGGUGGCAGAUGUGAACCAGUGUGUGGUGGGGAAAGAUUUGCACAGUUGUGUUGCUAAACGUAUGAGGCCAGUGAUGCCCUCUCCAAAAGUUCUUGUGCAAACAGGAGUUUGAAUAUGUAAUUACUGUAUUGUAAAUAGGGGCUGAGACUGUGUAAAUAAUGCAAAAUGUGUUUUUUUAUUUAUUUACAGCACACAAUUUUAGGCCUGUUGUAAACAUUAUGGAUACAAUGCAUCAACAAAUGAAAAAUCAAUGUAAUUGAUUUGGGGUAUUUUAAAAAACAAUAACAAGGUUUUAGUGAUCCAAAGUUAGAUUGUGAACUUAUGCAUUUUUAUCGCUGUUUUCAAUAUCAAGCUUAAUGCAAAACCAUAUAUUUUUUGUACUGCAUGUCUGUCAGUGUAAUGUCCACAUUGUAAUAAAGUGUCAAGUAGAACCUUGACAUAAUAUACAGGGCCUUGCAAAAGUAUUUAUUGCCUUUAAAUUUUUUUUUUUACGUUUUGGCCGAUUAAAAACAACAAACUUCAGAGCAAAAUAUUGAGAUUUUACACGAUAGAGUAACACAAAAUAGAUCGAAUGUGAAGUGGAAUGAAAAUCGUACAUGAUUUUUCAAAAUAUUUUUGCUGCACCUAAAGCAUUAAGUCUAUGGGAUUCUUUCUACCAGUUUCCCACAUUUAGAGACUGAAUUUGAAUUUUUUUGCUCUUACUCUUUGCAUAGUUCCUCAAAUUCAGUCACACUACAUAUUUUCAAGUCUUGCUAAAUUCCCCAUUCCAUUUUGGUCAAGACUUUCACAAGGUCAGUCUAAAUCAUCAGUCUUCUUUAAUCUACAACUACAGCUUUCCAUUGUAGCUCUGGCUGUAUGUGAAGUGAUUUUGUCCUGCUGUAGAGUUAAACUCACCCAGAGUCUCAAGUCUUACAGCCCCUUUCAGGUUAAUUUUCCUAUUGACUGACCAGUUUCUCUUCUACUGUUGAAGACAAGCAUCCCCACAGCAUGAUGUUGCCACCACUGUGUUUUAUUUUGCGGAGUGUGAAUGUAGAGUACUGUGUAAUAUUAGUUGUUUUUUUUGUCACACAUCUCGUUCUUCGAGGAUAUUUUGGUCUCUUCUAACCAGCACCAUCUUCCAUAUGGUUUGUGGAAAAAAGAAUCUCUUAUGGCUUUCUUUCAACAGUAGCUUUUUCUGCCAUAAAUGGCAGACUGCUUUUCUUCUGAAUGCUCUCCUUGCCAGCCGGUCAGUUUAAGAGAACGGCCAUGUAUUUGGUUGCAGUUAUACUCCUUCUGUUUUAAGUUGUUCAAAGCUGGUAUAUUGUUAUAACCUAAACUUGCUUUAAGCUUAUCCACAACUUCCUCCGUGACCUGUCUUGGUCUCUACGAUGCUGUUUGCUCACUAACGUUGUCUAACAAAUCCCAGAGGCCUACACAGAAAAGCUGUGUUUAUACUGAGAUCAAAUAAUAGAAAGGUGAACUAUUAAUUAGGUGACUUCUAAAAGCAUCAGACUUAAUGCAAUGGUUUUAGAGAAAAGGGGGCCGAAAAGAAAUACACACCAUGCUAUUCAGAUUUUUAUAACAGAUAAUUUUAAAACCAUGCAUAAUUUUCCUUCCACUUCACUAUGAAGUAACUCUUUGUUUUGGUCGAUCACACAAAACCUAACAUAAUUCAUAGAAGUUUGUGGUUGUAACGUGACGAAAUGUGAAGAAGUUCAGGGUUAUGAAUACCUUCCCAAUGCCCUGUAAACCUCUGAAAUAAACAUUAUUUCUCACUGUGUGUUUUUAGAAUAAGCUCUAUAUAAAGUCCUGCUCCUGAUGAAGUGCCAUUGCAGGCUUGAUUUCUUCUUUAAGAUCAGAGAGUCAACAAAUCUCCUCGUCUCAAAGUUGACUCAGUCUUUUUGUAUCCAUGUUGUGACAUCAGUGCAUUCGACCUGAAGCUCUGCGAUAAUUUCUAUUAAAGAUCCUGUGAGUCAUCAAGAGGAGAAGGCUCCACCUCUGACAUGUGGACACUAUGCAACUGUGUUUGGUAAAAAGUAGGCUGGUCCUCUGUCAGCUGUUGCGCCUCCGCUGUAAAAAAAUAUCAUUAUUAACAAAGUCUUUAAUCCUCAUUUAAAGUUGUGUAAAUAAUUUCAUUCAAAUAAAAACAUAGCAAACUUGA